Messenger RNA from Pteropus alecto (black flying fox), 2876 nucleotides. It is a transcript of the gene S1PR1, whose product is annotated as sphingosine-1-phosphate receptor 1. Gene Ontology annotation, molecular function: sphingosine-1-phosphate receptor activity. Gene Ontology annotation, cellular component: membrane. The transcript has 2 exons. Gene Ontology annotation, biological process: angiogenesis; sphingosine-1-phosphate receptor signaling pathway. Lineage: Eukaryota; Metazoa; Chordata; Mammalia; Chiroptera; Pteropodidae. The coding region runs from base 351 to 1499 and encodes 382 amino acids. The record is from RefSeq and is a predicted model, not a curated record.
CAGCCGGCGCUGAGCGACUUCGGCGGCGGCGAGCGGUGCUGGCCAAUGGAGUUGCGGCUGCGGAGGGAGGAGACCCCGACCGGAGUAAGUUUAGAGAGCGACGCUGUCAGGCGGGGGCAGCAGCAAGAUGACGAGCGCGCAGUGGAGACCCGGAGCUCGCCGAGCGCAACUUUGUCCCGCCUGAGCGAGGCUGCGGUUUCCGAGGCCCUCUUCAGCCAAGAAAAAGAUACGUGGAAAGCCUGGAUUUCUCUCAUUGAAGCACCCACCGCAGCAAGUAAAGGCUCUCUCGGUCUCGCCCUCUAGCGUUCGCUGGAGAAGCGCCACCCGGGUUCCCGGGGACACUGCGCACCAUGGGAUCCACCAGCAUCCCGCUGGUCAAGGCCCUCCGCAGCUCUGUCUCCGACUAUGUCAACUAUGACAUCAUCGUCCGACAUUACAACUACACGGGAAAGCUGAAUCUGGGCACAGACAAGGACAGUGGCAUUAAAGUGACCUCAGUGGUGUUCAUUCUCAUCUGCUGCUUUAUCAUCCUAGAGAACAUCUUUGUUUUGCUGACCAUUUGGAAAACCAAGAAAUUCCACCGACCCAUGUACUAUUUUAUUGGCAACCUGGCCCUCUCAGACCUGUUGGCAGGCGUGGCUUACGCCAUCAACCUACUCUUCUCUGGGGCCAACACCUACAAGCUCACCCCCGCCCAGUGGUUUCUGCGGGAAGGGAGUAUGUUUGUAGCCCUGUCUGCCUCUGUGUUCAGCCUCCUAGCCAUCGCUAUUGAGCGCUAUAUCACCAUGCUGAAGAUGAAACUCCACAAUGAGAGCAACAGCUCCCGCUCCUUCCUGCUCAUCAGUGCCUGCUGGAUCAUCUCCCUCAUCCUGGGUGGCCUGCCCAUCAUGGGCUGGAACUGCAUCAGCCUGCUGCCCAGCUGCUCCACGGUGCUGCCCCUCUACCACAAGCACUAUAUCCUUUUCUGCACCACCGUCUUCACCGUGCUCUUGCUCUCCAUCGUCAUCCUGUACUGCAGGAUCUACUCUUUGGUCAGGACUCGGAGCCGCCGUUUGACCUUCCGCAAGAACACGUCCAAGGCCAGUCGCAGCUCAGAGAAGUCGCUGGCGCUGCUCAAGACUGUGAUUAUCGUCCUGAGUGUCUUCAUCGCCUGCUGGGCGCCGCUUUUCAUCCUGCUCCUGCUGGACGUGGGCUGUAAGGUGAAGACCUGCGACAUCCUCUUCAAAGUGGAGUACUUCCUGGUGUUGGCGGUGCUCAACUCCGGCACCAAUCCCAUCAUUUACACUUUGACCAACAAGGAGAUGCGCCGGGCCUUCAUCAAGAUCAUGUCCUGCUGUAAGUGCCCCAGAGGAGACACCACCGGCAAAUUCAAGCGACCCAUCAUUGCUGGUGUAGAAUUCAGCCGCAGUAAGUCAGACAACUCCUCUCACCCCCAGAAGGACGAUGGGGACAACCCAGAAACCAUAAUGUCCUCUGGGAACGUCAAUUCUUCUUCAUAGAACUGGAAGCUGCGGACCCAUGGGGAGCAUUCUUGCAUGGUCACCCACCACCCCGGUGUUUGAAAAAAAAUCUCUGCCUUGACUCCUGCCGGGGAGGAGCUGCUGGAGCCGGAGGGAGGGCGGGGCAGAGGAAGAACUAGCGGUGGUGCCCGCCCGGUGUCUUGGGUAGAGUUCCUGUGAACAAUGCACUGGGAAAGGAAGGGUGGAGAGCAGGUCCUGGCCGGGAAUCUAUUUCCUCCCUCCUGGAGCUUUGAUUUUGCACUGAGCCAAAGGUCUAGCAUUGUCAAGCUCCUGGAGGGUUCAUUUGGCCCCUCCUCAAAGACUAAUGUCCCCUUGUCAAAGUGUCUCUGUCGGGAGCUUUGAAGAGAAGAGGCUUUCUGUCAUUUUAGUUCCCAACCCAGGUGAGCGUGUGCACUUCUGCUUCUCUAGGUAUGCUCCAUAUCCUACCCUCCCUUCCUCUUCACAGCCCUCACCGAAAUUCUUUUCCUUUAAAUUUUAACUACCUGGCAUUCAUCAGAGCUGGGGUUGGGGGGCGUUUAUGUGGCAUGGUCCAUUUCUCUAUCUUCUAUAGCUGAUAGGCAGUGUCCGGGGAGAGGUGGACUGUAAGGAGAUAGAGAUGUAAAGCAAUUUCAUUUGCUGAGGCCAAAGUUUCCAUGAGAGCUGGGUCAGUGUUUUGGAAUUGGUUAUAGUCACUUUUUUUUUUUUUUACAUCUUUACAAUGCAAUGUGUUACAAUAUCAUAGUCAUUGUGGCUGAAAUCUGCAUAAAGAAGUCCAGCUUAUCUAAAUGGUAUCAGCCAGGAUCUUAGUGUCUGUCAUAGGAGAAACAAAUAAGCAACACAAAGUGAAAACUGACUGGGGGUGACUUUGUAAACCAAGAAAGAUUUCCUAACAAAUUUGUCUAACAAAUACAACAUCUGUCUUUGGCACUUUUGUUGAUGUUUAUUUCAGAGUGUUGUGUGAAUCAUUUCAACCAACAGGAUGGUUGUAUUUUGUUGUGUUAAAAGUAUUUUCAUGGUUUUUGAAUGUAUUUGUUGCAACAUUUUAUUGGAUUUUUUUUUUAACCUGUGUUAACACCAGUGAAUGUGUAUUUCUUAAGAAAGUAUCACCCUCUUAUGCCUUUAAAGCAUUACUUUAACUGAUAGGGAACACCAGAAGUUUUCCAGUACAGCUGUUUAUUAAAUAGUUAACUGAAGAUGUGUAUAAAUGUUACAAAGAAUAAAAAUGUAUUGCUGUCUCUUUAGUAUGGUUUUCAGUGCAAUUAAACCGAGAAAUGUCUUUUUUAAAAAAUAGUAUUUAAUAGGUUUCUGACUUCUGUGGAUCAUUUUGCACAUAGCUUUAUCGACUUUUAAACAUUAAUAAACUGAUUUUUUUAAAGA